AUGCCAAUAUUUCUUCAAUCAGCCCAUUGUACGCUCCUGUCCAUACCUCCUCUCACCCCUGAUGACAUCAAAAGAGCAUUGAAGGCCAAGCUGAAGGCAGACCGGCGGCAUCUGCAGGAACCUCAGUGGCAGGCGCUGUUCCAGGCUUGCAUCUCUUGUCCCUGUCCUCUCUACCUGGAAGCCGCUUAUUCCGAGAGCCUCUUGUGGACGUCCUACUCCUUCCAGAGUCUUCCUCCCAGCCUGGAGGACCUAUACCUUAGUCUGCUCGCUCGCCUGGAGAGAGAACUGGGGAAACAUCUGGAGUUACUGGACCUCCUGGCCAAAGAUGGGAAGGUGCUCGAGGAAGUGAUCUCUUCUCAUCCAUUCUCUAGCCACUCCAGGGUGCCUUACGUCUUGUGGGCUCGACUGAAACUUAACCUAGGUCACCACCUCACCGAGGUUAGGACAGAUGGGACGUGGGUGUACCGCUGGACACACUCUAAACUGAGCCACGUGUGCAUGAAUUACUAUUUACAAAGGGACGACUCUCGGAUGGCGCUGCACGCCGACUACGCUGACUACUACCGUGACAAAUCACAACAUGCACACAUAUUUCAGCCACUUGCGUGGACAUUGAAUGAGAAAGGGGAAGGGGAAGGUACGUCUAAAAGUUUCAGGUUCAAUCUGAGGAAGCUCCAUGGGUUGCCCUACCACCUGGUCCGCUCUGGCCAAAUCCUGCCCUUCCUGUCUGAUUGUGUUUUUAACUACGAGUUCCUGCUACAUAAAGCCUGGGGUCUGUCUGUCCUGGACAUAAAGGAGGACCUAAAGAAAGCCGUGCUAUCAGAAAAGGUACUGGUGGAUGUGGAGAUUCUGUCAGGUGCUCUGGAAAUGUCCCAGCAAGUGCUGCAACAGGACCCCUGCCAGCUGGCCUCCCAGCUCAUGGGUCGACUGGGGCAAAUGAUUAUUGAGGACCGGCCAGUUGCUAAAGGUGACCCACGAAAGUUUAGCUACCUGCACGAUCUUCUGGCUCAGUGUACCCAGUCGUCCCUCCCGGUGUUGCUACCCUCCUCCACAUGCUUACUAUCCCCAGUAGUAAGGCCCCAACACACCCUUCUCGCAGGUCACUUGACCAAUGUGACUGCUCUGGGAGGGGGCCAAAGAGGUACCUUGGCUGUCACCAGUGAAGCAAAUGGAUGUUUGAGGUUCUGGGAUCUGGAGCAGAGGCGUAUAAUCAUGAGCCUAAAUGCAGAAGGGGGGAUUGUGGGAGACUACCUCACCCUCGGUCUGGACGACAGGAUGCUCAUAGUCCGCCAGAGACAGAGUCUACAGGUGAGAGAGAGGGAAUCUGGACGAGUUGUGUAUUCAGAGAACGACUCCGUGGACGUUCCUAUUGUCACUACAACCUGUGAAGGACAACUCCUGGUCGUCUUCUACGAUGGAAGUCAUCGAGUCAAGGUUUUUGACCUGGACACCUCCUGCUCUCUGCUGCACAGUGUUAACGUUUCCAUGGAACCUGAGGCCGUCCACGAAGACCGCUCCAUUCUGCUGUCCAGCUGCUCCAUCAGAGACUACGUCCUGUUUGCCUACAGGUCUGGUGGCGAGGCGGCAGUAUUCGGCGCCAGGGGGGGCGCUGUGCUGUCUGUCCUGUCUGCACAGCGCGAUGCGGCCUCCAUCCAAGCUGUGGAGAUGACUGAAGAUUACCUGCUGCUCUUCUGCAGAUACCCGCACAAAGGAGGCGGUGGAAUCAUCCACAUCGAGCUCUUCAGCGCCUCCACCUUCGCGUACCUGCGCUCCGUACUGGGCUGCGGUCAGGACUCCAUCACCUGGGUUACCGUCAACCGCGAAGGCUCUCACGCCGUUGCCUUCUGCUCCUCCCUUCACACCGGCCUCACCGAGCUGGUCACCUGGAACCUGGAGACCGAGGACCACAAGCACCUCGCUCGCUUCCCCGCGGUGCUCACUCAAGGUUGUUCUGGCAUCUAG
This is a messenger RNA of Mugil cephalus (flathead mullet), 1962 nucleotides long. RefSeq lists its product as uncharacterized. The record is from RefSeq and is a predicted model, not a curated record. The transcript has 10 exons. Gene Ontology annotation, molecular function: protein binding. Lineage: Eukaryota; Metazoa; Chordata; Actinopteri; Mugiliformes; Mugilidae. Bases 1 to 1962 code for a protein of 653 amino acids.